This is a messenger RNA of Brachypodium distachyon (stiff brome), 1803 nucleotides long. Its product is annotated as glutamate 5-kinase. Bases 484 to 1491 code for a protein of 335 amino acids. Lineage: Eukaryota; Viridiplantae; Streptophyta; Magnoliopsida; Poales; Poaceae. The transcript is spliced from 12 exons. Gene Ontology annotation, molecular function: kinase activity. Gene Ontology annotation, cellular component: cytosol. The record is from RefSeq and is a predicted model, not a curated record.
UCGUUGUCUCUUUUCUCAGCACACCACGCCGCCAGCCCCGACUCACCAGAGCGCCGCCGGCCCGCCACCAUCGAACCCUCGACCCCGCCGUCAACCUAUUCGGCCUCGCAGGCGCAGCUGCCCGCCUCUCGUUUGUCGAAGCCAGCUGUUGUCCGUCGCCACGGUGCCACCACGUCUCCUAUCUUCCUCCUCCAGCCCACUGCAUGACCCGCCGGCCGCCAACACCUCCACGAGCAGUCCACCACUUUCUGUAGCCUCUGUGCCGGCCGUCGACGAUACAUCCGCCGCCGCGUCGUGAAGUUCGGUAUAAACCGGAAACCGAACCAAAAUUAUCGGUUAACCGGUUUUUCGGUUUUGCCUAUUCACACGCUUAUUUCGGUUACCUCUUGCUGGUAACCGAAUUAAAGAAAAAACCGAAUUUUCGGUUUCCUCCACAGUUCGGCCAUCGCGGACAUCAGACAGCGGCGGCGGAGAGAAGCUACCAUGGAGGGGGUGGCAUGGAAGCAGCGGAGCCCCGCUACCUGUCCCCCUAUCCGUUGCAUCGUCAAGCUAGGCGGAGCGGCCAUCACGAACAAGGGCGAACUGGAGAGCAUCGACCAGGAUAGCCUGCGGUCUACGUGCGCGCAGCUGCGACAGGCCAUGUCCGACCCCGCCGCCAAGGGGAAGGUUAUGGGGAUGGACUGGAGCAGGAGGUUCGGCGAUCCGGCCGACCCGGUUGUGGACGCAGAGGGGUUCGCGGAUAUGCCAGGGAUUGGGCUCGACAGUAACUUCAUCGUCGUCCACGGUGCCGGUUCUUUUGGUCACUUCCAAGCAAGUAGAUCUGGAGUCCAUAAAGGAGGGUUGCAUUCAACACUGGUGAAGGCAGGCUUUGUGGCUACAAGAAUUUCAGUGACUUCUCUCAACCAGGAAAUUGUUAGAGCCUUGGCAAGAGAAGGAAUACCGUCAGUUGGAAUGCCACCAUUUGCUUGUGGAUGGUCUACUCAGCAAAGAAAUCUUGCAUCAGCCGAUGCUUCUCAAAUCAUUCAGUCACUCCAUGCUGGUUUUGUCCCUGUUUUACAUGGAGAUGCUGUUUUUGAUGAAUUGCUGGACUGCACCAUAUUGAGUGGGGAUGUCAUUAUACGUCACCUGGCACAGCUCCUGACUCCAAAAUAUGUUGUAUUUCUGACAGAUGUUCAUGGAGUGUACGAUCGUCCUCCGACUGACCCAGAUGCAGUACUUCUCAGAGAGAUAGAGGUGGAUGACAACGGAGGCUGGUCAGUUGUAAAACCUGCAUUACAAGACAACGGAAAAGGAGUCGAGAUAUCAGUAGCUUCACACGAUACCACUGGAGGAAUGGAGACGAAAAUAUUGGAAGCUGCUGCGAUUGCUAGGCUUGGAGUUGAUGUGUACAUUACAAAGGUUGAUACAGAACACUCCCUGAGAGCCUUGAAGGGGGCUGUGAACACAUGCUCGGACGAUUGGCUUGGAACUGUUAUACGCUCUGCUAAAUAGUUAUCUUGGCACAAGGGUCAAAUAGCUAUGAUUUCUAUGCUGUAGGAACCGCGGGUCGACGGGUGAGCUUUAAAUUCGUCAGAUAAUAACUAGCCACGCUCAUCCGUUGCGCGUGGCCAUGCCUGAUAGAGUUUAUAGCCUGUUUUUCCUUUUUGAGUGAGCUUAACAGAAGCUUUGAAAUCAAUUAUUCCCAUCAGUGAAAAAGACAGCCUCGGUGCAAAAUAAUCUGAAUGAUAUGUCUGGAUGGAAUGUAAUUUCAACUCUUAUACCAAACUGCUGCAGGCCAUAUACCAUGCAAUACGUUUGGAUCUC